Messenger RNA from Neoarius graeffei (lesser salmon catfish), 2940 nucleotides. RefSeq names its product laccase (multicopper oxidoreductase) domain containing 1 (gene lacc1). Gene Ontology annotation, molecular function: copper ion binding. The transcript is spliced from 5 exons. The record is from RefSeq and is a predicted model, not a curated record. NCBI's taxonomy places the organism in Eukaryota, Metazoa, Chordata, Actinopteri, Siluriformes, Ariidae. The coding region runs from base 274 to 1572 and encodes 432 amino acids.
AGGGCGGUGUGUACAGUCAGCUUACAGGAAGUGUUAGCAUUAGCACUUCCACUCACAGAUAGCCUAGGUACAUAAAGUUCCACAUUUACAGCGGAUACAAAUGAAGAUGUGAAAAGAGUUCCAGAGGGGACACACACACACUUGUGCUGCUGCACUUCAUAAGACGGAAUAAAACAUCAGACUCUAAAAGCUAAUCCGUGUCCUGAAGCUCCUCUGAGCCUGAGCUGACGCUAGCAGGGUCUCGGCUGUGAGCGCGCGCUCCUCCGUGCUGUGAUGGCUGAGGUCAUUCUGGCGGAUCUGGUUCACGCGGACUGUCCUCGGUACACGCGCUGUCUGCAGGAGCGCGUGACCAACUUACUCAACUCCCUUGGAAACGGCACAAGCGAGCCCGUUUACGUCAUUCUCCGACAGCACGCGGGCUGCUCCGAGCAAAUCACCGAGACCUGUCUUUCAGAGAACCGUGCUGGUCUGAACAGACGCGUCCGUGUGCUGACCGACAGCAGCCCCGUAGGCGCGCUGUACGCGUUCAAGCGAGCCGUGGACGAGCUGAACGUAAGACACGUGCACGUGAUGACGUGUAGCACGCGGCGCGCGGAGCUGCAGGAGUGCGAGAAGCAGCUCUUCACCGAGCUCUACACCUUCACCUACAGCACCGUGCUGGACUGCACAUCCUGCCCACUUGCACAGCUCAAACCCACCUGCCCCCGGCUCACCCAAAUUAAAGAGCAAAUCAGCGGAUUCCUACAGCGCCUCCCAGCGCUCCGAGGAGAAAUUGCUGUCCUCAAGUCUUCACUCAUCUCAGAUUGCUUUGCACACGGCUUCACCACAAGAACAGGUGGAAUUUCCUACAUCAGCACCCUGAGCUCUCUAAACCUGUUCAGCAGUUCUCGUCGCAGAGACUCGCGCGCCAUAGUGGCCGAGAACAUACGUCGCCUUGGCUUGCAUGCUGGCUUUCAGCCUCACCAGUUCCAUCUCCUCAAGGUUAACCAUGCCAGCGAUGUGUGGGUAAUGAAUAAGCCAGAACCUGAGAACUAUGAUGGCAUUGUGACUAAUCAGCCAGGUGUUGUAAUAGCAGCCCCAGGAGCUGACUGUAUGCCUCUACUUUUUGCUGACCCUGUGCGAAAGGUCAUUGGAGUCGCACAUGCAGGCUGGAAGGGAACCCUCAUGGGAGUUGCCAUGGCAACAGUAAAUGCCAUGGUGCGGGAGUUUGGCAGUGAGAUCGCUAAUGUGGUGGCUGUGAUUGGGCCUUCUGUUGGACCCUGCUGUUUUACUCUGGAACAAAAUUCAGCAAGAAAGUUCCAGACCAUUCAUCCAGACUGUGUCCGAGACAUGGAGUCACCCAUGCCUUAUGUGGAUAUCAGACUUGCCACUAGGGUCCUCCUGGAGAAAGGCGGUCUCCUCCCAGAGCACAUCCAGGAUAACACAGUGACAAACAGACCCAACGUCACCCUCUGUACUUCCUGCCAUCCUGACUCCUUCUUCUCCCAUGUUCGAGAUGGCCUCAACUUUGGCACUCAGAUUGGCUUCCUAUGGAUCAAGGAGCCACAUGAGUUUAAACAAUCAGAUCCUUAGAAUCAGUGCCUGUACUGUGCACAACGUGAGCAUCUCAUUUGGCUGCAGAAGCAAAAAGCACAGAUAUUCAUAGUUCUUUGAUUUCAGUAAGAUGUGUACAUUUAGAGAUAGAUUGAAGUUAGACAUAUUGUUGACAUACCACUUACCUCAGCUCAUGCUUUCUGAAGACUAAGCCCCAGUGACAGCCUUUUUAAAGAAAUACUUCAGUUUGCAUUCCAAAUGUCAGAGGGUAUUGAUAGUCAGAGGAAAUUAUGCAAUUAUUUUUGUUUUGAUGAAAUGCAUGCUUGUAGCUCACUUGGUAGAACUAUUUAAAUCCAUAUUGCUGUUUGAAAUAAUUAUUGCAAACAUUUGUUAACACCACCUCUUGGCAUUCUCCCUGUAGAGGUCCACUGCCUAUAUCACACUGAUAAUUCUCUCGGGACCUGCAAUGUUAAUUUCCUUUGGUAGGCUAUUUCCAGUAGCUGACCUAUAUAAGGCAGAUCAGUUUCUACAAGUAGAUAGUGAAGGCGAGUCACUGUAAGGAAACUAGCUGAUAGUAAAUAUUCUUAAAUUAUUGGCAAAAUAUCACUUUCAUUAAGUUUAAAAAAUGGAAGAAACAUAUAUGGGGUGGCAAUGGUGGUGCAGCAUUGUAGCCUCACAACUCCAGGGUCCCCAGUUUGGCUUGCUUACUUACUUGCUUUACUUACUUGCUUACUUACUGUCUGUAUGGAUUUUUGCAUGUUCUCCCUGUGCCCAUGUGGGUUUCACCUGAGUUAUCCAGUUUCCUUCCAUCUCCCAAAAACAUGCCAGUAGGUGGACUGCCAUCUCUAAAUUUCCCCAAGGUGUGAAUGCGUCUGCAUGGUGUCCUGUAAUGUACUGGAGGGUGGCACAGUGGUAUAGUGGUUAGCACUGUUGCCUCACAGCAAGAAGGUCCUGGGUUCGAGCCCAGUGGCUGAUGGGGGCCUUUCUGUGUGGAGUUUGCAUGUUCUCCCCAUGUCUGCGUGGGUUUCCUCUGGGUGCUCCAGUUUCCCCCACAGUCCAAAGACAUACAGUUAGGUUAACUGGCUACUCUAAAUUGUCCCUAGGUGUGAAUGUGUGUAUGAAUGGUUGAGAGGAGAAAACCUCUAUAGUAAUCAGGUAGAAGGCAACAGGAAACCACUACUGUAAUGUUCCCUAGAAACUCUGAUAGACGUCAGAGCCGGACCUGCCAUCAGGCAGAACACUAAAGAAGAAUGCACUGGAAUCCCAUCUAUGGUGUAUCCCACAAAUUCACAGUGACCCUAAUUAGGAUAAAGCAGCUACUGAAUGAAUGAAUGAAUGAAAUAUGUGUCAGUACUAUUAAAGGAAAAAGUGCCACAAAACAAUAAAUGUAAAAUCAUUUUUGAUUAA